Molecule: messenger RNA, 1316 nt
Organism: Lampris incognitus (smalleye Pacific opah)
Lineage: Eukaryota; Metazoa; Chordata; Actinopteri; Lampriformes; Lampridae
Gene: tmem50a
Product: transmembrane protein 50A
Exons: 7
Coding region: 99-581 (160 amino acids)
Biological process (GO): late endosome to vacuole transport via multivesicular body sorting pathway; protein targeting to vacuole
Source: RefSeq, a predicted model, not a curated record
CGUGAACUCACUGCGCCUGCGCACCACUAAAGCUUUCGGAAGCGAAGUAGGGUGUUGUGUCCAGGGGGUCCACAUCAAAAACCGAAAAGUAAAGAGUCAUGUCAGGAUUUCUUGACGGAAUCCGGUGUGGAGACUGUGAGUGCAAUGUGGACUGGGGAGAGAGAAGAAACACCAUUGCGUCUGUAGCUGCUGGAGUUCUGUUCUUCACCGGUUGGUGGAUCAUUAUUGAUGCAGCAGUGAAAUACCCAGAUGAGGCAGAAUUUCACCAUGCCUAUCACACUUGUGGAGUCAUUGCUACGUUGGCUUUUCUGAUGAUAAAUGCUGUAUCAAAUGGCCAAGUGAGAGGAGACAGCUACAGUGAAGGCUGCAUGGGACAGACAGGGGCUCGAGUGUGGCUCUUUAUUGGCUUCAUGCUGGCCUUUGGCUCCCUCAUUGCAUCCAUGUGGAUUCUGUUUGGAGGCUUCGUCGUGCCCCAGAAAACUACCGUGUAUCCUGGUAUUGCCAUUUUCUUCCAAAAUGCUUUCAUUUUCUUUGGGGGCUUGGUCUUCAAGUUUGGACGUACUGAGGAUCUCUGGCAGUAGCAAACUUUGUGUCUGGCCGCUGUAAAAUCUUUUUUUCUAUAUUGUAUAAGAAGGUAUGCUUUAUCAUUUGACUUUAUACGUUGACUUUUUUAGCUUUCAAAGUUAACAUGUUUAAUUUAUAUUAUGCUGUAUAAAGACUAAAUCUAACGUUUAAAGCACAAUUUCUCAUCAUCGAUCCCUGAAAAUAAUAUUUCCAUUUUGUUUGUUUUCCCAAAUGUGACAUGUCUAUUUGCACUCCAAAGUUGUGGAGCUAUCAUGUUACAGCCUGUUGCAGCUCUAAAUUGUGCAUCUUGGGAGACUGACUACCACAAAUUGUGGCUAUGGUCAGUUAUCUAUACUCAUACUGAUUUGAAUUGAAAUGGAAAUGCUGCACCCCCUUGAGUCUAAUUAAGUUGCUGAGGUACAAAUUAUAAUUGAGGGCAAUAUUUCAUAAUAUUGUACACUUAUAUUAACUGAAUUUAACAAAAUUUGGUGACUUUGUUCAUAAUUUUCCUGAAGUAUCAAAACUUUGGGUCUUAAUCACUCACAGAUUUAUUAUUGAAAGUUCAUUAGUUUAUACAGCAGAAUGUAAGGCUGUUAAGGUAGCACUCUGCUGAGUGUGUACUUCUUUUUUCUUUUUUUUUUAUCAAACUGCAGUGCUCAUACAUCUUCAUGUGUAAUCACCAAAUAGGGGUCAAAUUUUGACAACCAUGACAUCAUUAAAGAGAAAAGGUGAAAUUAAAAAAUGGAUCUUUC